This is a messenger RNA of Peromyscus leucopus (white-footed mouse), 3295 nucleotides long. RefSeq names its product protein phosphatase 2 regulatory subunit B'epsilon (gene Ppp2r5e). Lineage: Eukaryota; Metazoa; Chordata; Mammalia; Rodentia; Cricetidae. Gene Ontology annotation, molecular function: protein phosphatase activator activity. The record is from RefSeq and is a predicted model, not a curated record. Bases 617 to 2020 code for a protein of 467 amino acids. Gene Ontology annotation, biological process: protein dephosphorylation; signal transduction. Gene Ontology annotation, cellular component: cytosol; nucleus; protein phosphatase type 2A complex. The transcript is spliced from 14 exons.
GGGCUCUGCCAGCCAGGAGGUUCGGUUGCGCGUGUGCCAUGGACUCAGCCGCCCGGUGAUAUUGACAAUAGGAGAGAGAAAGGGGCAUUGACGGGGACCCUGCGCGGGUAGCGAACGGCGGCUCUGGCAGCGGCGGCUCCGGCGGCUCCAGCUCCUCCUCCCGACUCCCGUGCUCGCUGCCGCUGCAGAUCCAGGCUUCCUCCCUCCUCCCCCCUCCCCGCGUCGCCGCCGCCGCCGCCGCCGCCGCCGGGUCCGGUGCAACGAGCAGAGGCGCCGCCCGCCGGGAAUGUGAACGAAGAGCCACCGGCCGAGCCGCAACCGGGUCGGUACCGAUUUGAUGGGACGGGCCCGCGGGGGAGGCUCGUGAGGCCGCCGCUGCCACUGCCGGAGCGCUGAGGUUUGGGGCCAGCCGAGAGGCCUAGAAGCACCGCCGCCACCGCGGAACCGGAGGGACGUCGCCCCGGACUGCUGUAGCCCGGGGCUCUCCGCCGCUGCCCGGACCUCCCCCUGUGCGUCCCGGGCCGCCGCCCGCCCCCGCCGCGGCCCCUAGCCUGUCGCCCGCCCAGCGCAGCCACAGAUCAUCUUCGAUUCUUCCCCAGGAGCUUCAAGUAGGGAUAUGUCCUCAGCACCAACUACUCCUCCAUCAGUGGAUAAAGUAGACGGAUUUUCUCGGAAGUCCGUCAGAAAAGCCAGACAGAAGAGGUCGCAAAGCUCCUCACAGUUUAGAUCUCAAGGCAAGCCCAUUGAGCUCACACCUCUGCCGCUGCUGAAAGACGUUCCAACCUCAGAGCAGCCUGAACUGUUCCUAAAGAAACUUCAGCAGUGCUGUGUCAUUUUUGACUUCAUGGACACGCUAUCUGAUCUUAAAAUGAAAGAGUACAAGCGCUCCACUCUUAAUGAACUGGUGGACUACAUUACAAUAAGCAGAGGCUGUCUGACAGAGCAGACUUACCCUGAAGUAGUUAGAAUGGUAUCUUGCAAUAUAUUCAGAACUCUCCCUCCUAGUGACAGCAAUGAAUUCGACCCAGAAGAAGAUGAACCUACCCUCGAGGCAUCGUGGCCCCACUUACAGCUUGUAUAUGAAUUUUUCAUACGAUUUUUGGAAAGUCAAGAAUUCCAACCCAGCAUUGCCAAAAAAUACAUAGAUCAGAAAUUUGUAUUACAGCUUCUGGAGCUAUUUGACAGUGAAGACCCCCGAGAACGGGACUAUUUAAAAACAGUUUUGCACAGGAUUUACGGCAAGUUUCUCGGGCUUAGAGCAUUUAUCCGAAAACAAAUUAACAAUAUUUUUCUAAGGUUUGUUUAUGAAACAGAACACUUCAAUGGUGUAGCUGAACUGCUGGAAAUAUUAGGAAGUAUUAUCAAUGGCUUCGCUUUACCACUGAAGGCAGAGCACAAACAGUUCCUGGUCAAAGUGUUGAUCCCUCUGCACACCGUCAGGAGCCUGUCACUCUUCCAUGCCCAGCUGGCGUAUUGUAUAGUACAGUUUCUGGAGAAAGAUCCUUCACUCACAGAACCAGUUAUUAGGGGGUUAAUGAAAUUUUGGCCUAAAACAUGCAGUCAAAAAGAGGUCAUGUUCCUUGGGGAGCUGGAAGAAAUCUUGGAUGUGAUUGAACCGUCACAAUUUGUUAAAAUCCAAGAACCUUUGUUUAAACAAAUUGCCAAGUGUGUUUCUAGCCCCCAUUUUCAGGUGGCAGAAAGGGCACUCUAUUAUUGGAAUAAUGAAUACAUCAUGAGUUUGAUAGAAGAAAACUCGAACGUCAUCCUUCCCAUCAUGUUCUCCAGUCUUUAUAGGAUUUCCAAAGAGCACUGGAAUCCGGCUAUUGUGGCACUGGUGUACAACGUGUUGAAGGCCUUUAUGGAAAUGAACAGCACUAUGUUUGACGAGCUGACAGCCACAUACAAGUCAGAUCGUCAGCGUGAGAAAAAGAAAGAAAAGGAGCGUGAAGAAUUGUGGAAAAAAUUGGAGGAUCUGGAGUUAAAGAGAGGUCUUAGGCGUGAUGGGAUAAUUCCAACUUAACAACAAUCUGACCACGACAUCACUAACCCAUGGGGUCACACGCUUAUGUAGUAGAAGGAUGGAGCAACAGUUUUCUGUAUUGUGCAACUUUACAGUAGAUUUCACAUUUGUCUCAUUAUUACAACAGCACUGUAUAUACCUGUCUCUAAGUAAAGGAAAACAUAAGGACUUCAAUCCAAAGUUUGGACAGUAGAUGGACUUCUCAGAACUUUGCAAACAUAAUCAUUGUUCUAACCCUCUUUAAAACAAAACAAAACAAAACAAAACAAAAGGUCUUCAGAGAUCUGUUGGUGAAAUUGCUAUGUUAAAAUUCCAUUAUCAGGAGUUCCUUAUUUAUCACUAGCAGAGAGUAUGAUACAAUUUUCAAAUGUGAACAAUCUUAAAUUUAGCUUGUCUUUCUGCUAAGCUGUUAAAUGUAUUUAUAGUAAAGGAAGAAAAGAUUGUCAUUUCUUUAUAAGUUUGUACAACACCCUCCUCUGGACAACUUGACUGUAAUUUGACAUCCUUUCCUUUUGCACAUCUUCAUGAGUCGAAUGUUCACGUGGAAUGGGGCAGUGAAUUACAGAGGUCCCUGGUGAAAUUGAUCUGCUGGGUGAACAUCUUCCCAGUGCCCAGGUGUUCCUGGUACUCCUUUAGUUUUCAGGUUAGGAGUGAAAAAAAGAAGAGGUGAUGAUAAGCAUAAAAAAGAAGAGGUGAUAAGCAUAGUAGCGAAGGGAAUGUUGGGCUUCGUAUCAGAUAUGGUGAGUCCAAAUCAGUGUCUUGAAUCCUUUGAAAACAGGCAGCGGGACGCGCAGGCUUCAGCACCUGCAGCAUUAGCUGCAGACAUCAUUGUGCAUCCAGACCAGAGACAAUUUAGAAAUGUCACAGAAACAUCCUUUCCGACCCUAUGAAGUAAGAAAGACAGAACACUAAGUGAUAGAACCAUGAAGCUGAGCACCAGGACUGCGCAUCCAGUUGGGAACCAGUUGAGCAAACAGCACGGACUGUUUGGAGUUGUUGCCUUACUUUCUAAUAUGUACUUACAAAGUAUUUCAGCAAAAGAGGAUGCAGCCUCUGGGAGAAACCAAACAGGUUCCAUAGCUCAUCACAGCGCCAGCCCUGUUUUUAGCCAGAAAGGAUUCAGGAUCAACAUUAUGCAUUCUGAUAUGGAUGCAUAUUCCUAACUACUGUAUUUGUUACCAAAAGUGGUUCUACAAAUGCUACUGAAAAAAAAUCUGGAAAUUCCUAAUGUCCUGAGUAUUAAUAAUAAAGUUUAAAAAAUGCUUUUAUAUCAAA